Messenger RNA from Stylophora pistillata, 5460 nucleotides. Its product is annotated as ERC protein 2. NCBI's taxonomy places the organism in Eukaryota, Metazoa, Cnidaria, Anthozoa, Scleractinia, Pocilloporidae. Gene Ontology annotation, biological process: neuromuscular synaptic transmission; regulation of synaptic plasticity; maintenance of presynaptic active zone structure. The record is from RefSeq and is a predicted model, not a curated record. Gene Ontology annotation, cellular component: cytoskeleton of presynaptic active zone. Gene Ontology annotation, molecular function: structural constituent of presynaptic active zone.
AACACAAGGCGGCAGCUAAAAAGAAAGAGAAUAAUGCGUUACUCGUCUUCGCGUGACUACCUCCAAAUUUGGGUAUCUAUUAACCGCUGAAAAUUUGUCUGGGCUUAGUGAUCCGUGGGCGACUCUAUGAGCACUUAUUAUGUUGACGAAAACUUCCCAUUCGCUUCAUUGGGUUACGAACUAGGCAUUUUUGUUAGAGAUUUUCGUUCUGUGGUAAAACGAAGAUAAUUUCACGUCUUAUUCGAGCGACAGUGAAGUUCAGCCAUCGAAUUCGCUAGGUCUCCCUCGACAACGGCAGUUAAAUGAACCGUCGAAAUUGACAUUAUUGACGAUGCAGAUAUUGGGACCCUUUUUAUUCUGAGCUUAAUUCGUCAAUUGCUCGCUGUAAUUGCUGCUUCGUCCCACUGGAUUAGCUGAAAAAACACUAUACAGCACCGCGAGCGGAUCUUUCGUCUUUGACGUAAGACUGGUUCUACAUUGUCUGAAUAUCAAGACCCAUGUGAGUUCACCUCUCGACAGAUAUUAUUGAGAGAAGUCCGUCACUUAGAUUGGUUUUUGUGGCAGACCAGUAUUGCGCCGUUAGCGGGGUUUAUAUAUCACCGAUUAGUCUAAGAUGUAUUCGUUGAACACCGAACUGAACCAUUCUCCGAGGCUGAGCCCUUCUUCGAGCGAAUCUUCGCUGGGUGGAUCGCCUUCGCCCAACGCGAACACGAAGGCACUUGCGGAUAUGGGCGAAAAAACAAUGGCUGAAUUACAACAAGAGAACGUUCGACUGAGGAAAGAAAUUGAUGCCAAGGAAACAAAAUUAAACUCCAGUAUGAGAAGUAUUAAAAUGUUUUGGAGUCCAGAACUGAAAAAAGAGAGAGCAGCGAGGAAAGCCGAAGAAGAUAAAUAUUCUCGACUAAGGGAGCAGCUAAAUGUUGUUUCUGAAGAAUCACAGAAAAAAGCAGAAACAAUUCGAGAUCUGCAGGAACGGUUACAGCAACAGCAAGAACAAACAGAUCGCCUUUCAACUGGUCGGCGAUCCCUCUCUUCUUCAUCACAUUCUGUACAUUCACAGGAUGGAAUUCAGCGCGAGUUAGAACUUUUAAGGGGUGAAAAAGAUCGACAGGAUAAUGAGACAUUUAUACUCCAGAGAUCAUUGGAAGAAUUGAGCUCCAGACUUGAAGCUCAACAGCAAGCUAUACAGGCUAAGGAUGAAACUAUAACUCAGUUAAUGGAAAUGAUCCAAAGCAAUAAAGGACUUGAAUCCAAGCAACUCGAGAUGCAUAAAGAACAGCACAAUGCUGACAAAAAGAAGCUUGCAGAAGCUCUCAAUCAACUUGUUAAACUACGAGAAGAAAUUGAUGAAAGGGAUAGAGCAAUUACAUCCUUGCGAGAGGAAAUUGAUAAUGUUAAAAUCAACAAUGUAAAUGAUGAACUAAAACAAUCUGCAAACCUGUUGGCUAAGGAUAGCCAUAUUGCCGCACUGGAGACACAAAUAAGCCAGCUGGAAGCAGAGAUGGAAAAUCUGAAGGAGAAUGCUAUAGAAGAUGAAAAGAAGAGAUUAGAAGAUAGGAAGCACUCUGAAGUUUACGAAAGCCACUCAAAAUUCAUGAAGACCAAGAUUGAAUCACUUAAAGUGGAUCUAAGUAAGAAAAAUGCAGAAUUAGUGGCAGCAGAAACCAAACUGGAGACACUAAAAGCUCAUCAGGCUAAUCAACAAGAACAUAUUUCUGUGUUGCAAACCUCUUUGUCAGCCAAAGAACAUCACAUCAAGAAUCUCCAGAGUGAGCUGGAGUCUUUGCGUGGUCGGCUGGAUGACAGAGAAGAGUUACUAAGAAUGAAGGAGAAGAAACUGUUGUCAGUGUCCACAGAACAUUCGGAGAAUUACUACGCAGUAGAGAACCUCCAGAGUGUACUGAAUACAAAAGAAAGACAAAUAAACAGUCUCAAACAAAAAUGCGAGUGUCUCGAGAGAGAUCUACGCGAGAAAGAUUCCGCUAUCGUUAGUAUGAAAUCUCAUCUUUCUUCCGUGAAGGCUGAGUUUUCUGGUUCAUCCACUACCAUCACUAAUUUGGAAGCGACCAUCCGCGAGAAGGACAGGCGAAUAGAAAUACUACAGAGUCAACGGCAGCGCAGCGGCGCUGAAAACGAGGAGGAGGUGAACCGAGUCAAACGAUCACAGGAAAAACUGGAAGCGAGAGUUGCAUCUUUGAGAGAACAACUCGCAGAAAAAGACGAGGAUGUUGCUAGCUUAGAGAAACAGAUUUCGUCCUUGAAGACAUCGUUACAAGAAAAAAACACCAAACUGUUAUCCUCUCAAGAAAGAAUUAAACUUUUGGAAGAGAAGAUAGACGAGAAAAUCAGCAAAACAGAUCAAGUGACGUCGGAUCUGAGUAGUAGAAAACUUGAAAUCUCCAUACUGGAAAAAGAUCUCAGAAAACAACAGAUAGAACUCAAGAGCAGAGAAAGCAAAAUGAAGAAACUACAAGAAGAACUGAAAGAACAGAGCGCAAAAGUGAAGGAGUUGUCGGAUGAUUGUGAAGUUAAAGAUCUUAAAAUAAAUGAUUUGGAAAAGCAGCUUAAAGAACAGAGCAAGAAGUUGGUCGGUGUGAAGAGAAAUCAGCAGCUUGAAAGAGAGAAACAAGCCCAGCUGUUGAAUGAGGUCAAGAAACAAGAAGAUCAGAAAGGCGAGACAGCUGAAUUCUUCCAGGGCGAGCUGCAGAAAAAGGAUGAGCGAAUUGCGGUCUUGGAAGAAGCCCUCACUGAAAGCGUGUCCAUUGCUGCUGAACGCGAAGAAUUACUGGCUCAGCAAGCUCAGAACGCCGAGACAGCGGCACAUCGUGUGGAAGACAUGGAGUCGGAAGUGGAAAGAGUUCGGAUAGAGACUGCUGUAACGAACACGAAGAAUGCUUCCUUGGUUCUAGCUUUGAACGAGAAUGAUAUGAUCCUGUCUUACUACAAAACUGAAAGGCAUGGGAUGAUAGAACAGUUAUUAGAAAUGAGGCAAAAUGCUUUACUUGCCACCAUCUCCGAGAAAGACGCUAACAUCGCAUUGCUAGAGUUAUCUCCCACAACUGGAAGUGACGCCGAGGUACGCAAAUUCAAAGCGGAAAAAGACAAAUUGGUGAACGAGCUCAAAGAACAGACUCAAAAGCGAAUGACGCUGUUGUCUAACGAAGAAAACAAAGAAAUUUCUCUCUCCUCCGAACUUGCACAAGCCUCUACAGAAAAGAUAGUGGAAGUUGUGUCGAUGAUGGAGGACAGUAUGGAUAAACUUCAACAAUACGGGGACGAACUUGGGGAGAUCUGUGAGAAGCACUUCCCUGAUAUCAAAAGAAAGAUUCCCAAAACAAAACGACGACAAAUGAGCUCUAUAGACAAGCUAAAAAAUGCCAGUCAAAAGGAGUUGUUAUCCACCCUGCAGACGUUGGAAAGCGACAUGCAGACCCUACAGGACAAUAUACACAAGCUUUUAGAUCUGAUCGACGAUUUCAGCUAUACGUGACUUCUAAGCGUAAGCUUCUUACAACAAGCUAAAGAAGUUAAGGUUUUGCAACAUGUUGUUGUGCGCGCCUUCCAAGGUGGACUUGCACUGCACUUGACCACUGUUAACCGAUAAAAAGUGCUUUUAGAUUUAGUGCAAAAAGUACAGGCCUUUACCUCAACGGAGUAGUUGUCUAAAAGAGUCUAGAAAUUUUUGGGUGGACGUGUGAGUAUGAUUUUAAUCCCUUCAAUCAAAACCUUCAAUUACUAAAGAAAAAAAAACUCUCGAAGAUAAAUUCAUUGGAAAAUGUCCCCCAUGGAGAUCCAUGUUUCCGGCGCAAUCUUUGCAAGAUACGUUGCUUCUCCAUCAAAAGUCCGCCGAACAAACAUCAAUCACUCGCCCCUUUAUGUGAUUAACACGCACAGUACCCUUGGGUUCAUAGCUGAGUGGAAAGUACAUCACAAAACACGCCAAAUAUGUGAUCGUGUGUAAGAAACGUAAAUAUUCCCCCACUAGGGGAAAAACAACCGCUUCUUUACAACUUUUCAGUCAGUAAUUGACAAGAAAACCUUACCGACGCCAGCCACUAAUUGGUUGAAUUAAGUUCACAAUUAAGGUUAACCCGAGAUUCCUGACAUAUUUUGAGAACAAAGUAGGGCUCGGCGCACGGUUUCUGUUUUGGUUUUUUCAUUUUUUUUCCUGUGCUGAAAUUCACAACUUUAUGGUUUGUUUUCCUUUGUUUAUCUAGUGUGCAUAUUAGCUAAUCUUGGUCUAGACAAUUCCAAUUUUAGAUGUACUGCUAAUAUUAACUUGAUCAGCUUAAUUGUUCUUUUUUUGAGAUUGAAAAGGAUCAAGAAAACCGCUAAAGCCAUGUUACUUCGAGUUGAUUCCUCUACAGUUUGCCAAGUUGAGUCCAAUCUGUUGUUUAACGCAGUCCAACUGACGAAGAGUGCUUGAUUGUUUCACUCCAAACAGAACCAGUACAAACAGCUUUUAACCUUUAUUUUCCAUAAAAUUGACUAAUGUGUAACUUCUUACAAUGUUUAUACGUUAUCCAAUUUCAUGCGAUGAGAAUUGACAUUUUUAAAAACUAUCAUUAGAAGGGGCGUUCUUGAUAUAACACUAAAUUCUCCUAACUAAUUUAUUUGGAAAGAAUAUGGCCGCUGUUAGGGAGAAUUGCCAUUCAAAUCUUGGGAAUUGAGAGGUUAAAUUGUCUUCUUAGAGUCAUAGAUUAGUCAUAACGGUGCGAUUGGUUAUUUGUUAGUUGUAACUUAAAACGCAUGCUGCCUCUAGAACAGUAUACCAGUGCUUUUAUUAUGUUCAUGACCCUUUUACACAAACCUUAAUCCAUUAUUUAUGUAGUGCUCGAUUAAAUUUCUCAGUUUCUGCUUAUUGAGUGUACCAAAACGUACCCACCCCUUGAAAGGAGUGCCGCUGUUUGGCGUUUUUGCGUGAUUUCAAGUUUACCCUUGAAGAACAAAGAUCAGAACUCGAGGGAAGAAUUUUUCAUGAAAGAGUCUUGUAAUGACGUCAACCAAUCAAAGUGCAGUGUCGCCAGCUUUUCGUUCUUGCCCUGUCCCGUUUGGGUUGGCUUGCACUUAAAAGUUCCCCAUUUUUCGUCGUCAAAAUUUUAUACGUCAAUUUAAAUACAAGUGUUAGCCGUCAUUAACCCAGUAGGGAGAGAUUAGCGCUUCAAUUCGGUGUUGCUGAAGAGAGAACAAACAACCAAAGCGUUAAAAAGUUAUUUUAGAAUCAAAGUAUUAUAUAAUAUAUUUUGUAAUAUAAAUAUUUCCAAAAAUUAGUAUUUUGCUUGGUUUGUUCCCUGUGUAUAAUCUCAGUCACUUAAUGAUGAGUGUUGAAAAACAAGUGCUUUUACGAAAUGAGUUUAGGAGUUUUAGAAGUCUUUUACCAGGUGGCCUGUUUUAGAGUAUUUUAAGAUUGACAGUUGUUGAGAAUUCAUAAAUAUAAUAAAGCUUAACCGUUUUAAUUUA